Molecule: messenger RNA, 483 nt
Organism: Diversispora eburnea
Lineage: Eukaryota; Fungi; Glomeromycota; Glomeromycetes; Diversisporales; Diversisporaceae
Source: the annotation of a GenBank genome assembly
AUGUCUCAAGAAAUAAAGUAUCGUCCAGCAGUUCAUUCUUCUGUGGAUUUCGCUCGUUCUGGUUGCAGAAAUUUCUUUAGUUCAGAUGGAGGAUGUGAUUUGUGUACUACAGAAUAUUUAUCCAAGAAUUUAAGCUUGGACUAUUGGAAAUUAAAUCAUAGAGUCGUCAUGAAAGAAAUCAAUGAUUCUAGAUACGAUACUGAAUUUUUGAAAGUGACUAUUAAUGAUUAUGACAAUGAAAAUAUUGCUAUUUAUUAUGGAAUUUCAAUAAUCCUUCUAUACAAAACUAUCUUUUUGUUAUGGAUUUUAUUUGAUGAAGAAUUGCACUUGAUGUAUCGAUACUGGAGUGAUGAUCCUUAUGAACGUCCAACUUGUAAGUUACAUCCACAAUCAUGUCAUAUUAGUCGAGAUAUUCAUACUCUUCAUGGAUUGCAUGAUUUAUUGGAAGAAAUAAAAACGGAAAUUAUUCAAGUAUAUUCUUAG